AUGGAGAAGUACCUGGGCGGCAACGUGUUCGAGUGGGCGCUGCGAGCGCUGGGCUUGGCGUUGGCCAUCUCGUUCGUGUGGUGCCUGCUCUCGCUUCGUCCGCUGCUGCGUUCGCUCGUGGGCGGGCGUCGUCGGGCGCCUCUGCGGUGGACCACUGUGGCCGGUCCGCUGGCGUUUGCCAUUGCGCUGGGCACCUUCGUUGCCCUCGGCCCCAUGCUGGUCGACGUGGGCCUCAACACCAUCCAUCGCGUCGACUCGCCCGCCAUCUCCUCUCGCGCUCACGACUUGCACAAAAAGGCGUUCGUGGUGGACAUGCACGCGGACACGCUGCUGUGGCCCAAGCGCGACUUCUUCAAGCGCAACGCGUGGGCGCACGUCGACCUGCCGCGCCUGCAGGAGGGCAACGUGGCGCUGCAGAUGUUCACCAUCGUCACCAGCGUACCCUACGGCCAGAGCAUCGAGUCCAACUACGCCCCCACCCACCCCGCCAUCGACAAGCUCACGCCCAAGGUCGCCGUCGAGGGCUGGGGCUGGGAGGCGCUGAGGAGCAAUGCCGGCCGGACGCUCUUUCAGGCCAACAACAUGCACGACCUGGCGAGGCGCUCCAACGGGACGCUGCAGGUGGUGCGGGACCGCAGCGAUCUGGAGGCCUUCAUCAAGGCCCGGGAGGCCGACAGGAGGAAGGUGGCCGCCAUUCUCGGCAUCGAAGGGCUGCACGCGCUGGACGGAAACAUCACCAAUGUGGACGUGUUCUUCGAUGCUGGCGUGCGCAUGAUGGGCCUUGCGCACUUCUUCGACAACGACCUCGCUGGGAGUGCCCAUGGAAAGGCCAAGGGCGGGCUCACCCCGUUCGGACGUGAGGUGGUGGCGCGGAUGGAGGAGAAGAAGAUCUUCGUUGACGUCGCCCACGCCUCGCAAAACGCCAUCCUGGACCUCGCCAAGAUCGCCACCCGCCCCAUCCUCAGCUCACACACCGGGGUGCGUGGUGUGUGCGACAAUCAGAGGAAUCUGGGCGACGAGGAGGUCAAGGGAAUCGCCCGCUCCGGCGGCGUGCUGGGCGUGGCCUACUUCCGCCCGGCCAUCUGCGGCGAGACCGAGCUCGAGGGCAUCAUCAACACCAUCAAAUACAUCAAGGACCUGGUGGGGGUGGAGCAUGUGGGCCUGGGCAGCGACUUUGACGGGACCGUGGCGACGCCCUUCGACACCUCGCAGCUGGUGCAGAUCACCAACGGGCUCCUGCAGGCCGGCCUCACGCCCGACGAGGUCCUCCUCGUCAUGGGCGGCAACAUGCGCCGCGUGCUCCUCCAGCACCUCCCCUGA
Messenger RNA from Acanthamoeba castellanii str. Neff, 1320 nucleotides. Its product is annotated as Zndependent dipeptidase. Gene Ontology annotation, biological process: proteolysis. The record is from RefSeq and is a predicted model, not a curated record. Gene Ontology annotation, molecular function: metallodipeptidase activity. The coding region runs from base 1 to 1320 and encodes 439 amino acids. NCBI's taxonomy places the organism in Eukaryota, Discosea, Longamoebia, Acanthamoebidae. The transcript is spliced from 7 exons.